AAUCACUCAAUGCGCGCUCUCUCCGUUUCCUUGAAAAAAAGAAAAGGAGAGAAAAGAAAAGAAAACAGAGACAGAACGAGGGAGGGAGGGAGGGAGCUGUGGCAUUAAUGGGCUCCUCUUCUCCUCUUCCUCUCAUUAUUUUCUUUCUCGCGCUAUUGUUCGUGAUUCUCCUUGGUGCCUCUCAUGCCUCCACUCUCAAAGGUGUUGAUCUUGGAAAUCCAAUCAUAGAUGUCAUUCCAUCCUUCCUCAAUGGACGUUUGCCUAGCCGAAGUUUUAAAGAUGUUUUAUAUUGUGAGCGAGCUAAAGUGAAUGGUCACUCGAGAUUCCAGCUUGGAAGUUAUGCUAGUAUCUUUCUAGUUACUUUGGCUCCAGCUGCUGUAAUCCCAGAGAGAUUGCAUAGCAAAAUUCAAGUUUGUUUUCAUAAGAAUGCAUCACUUGGAUUAUGUCAUUGUGAAAAGAAUGAAUGGAAAACUGUUCAAAAGGGCCAGUGGAGCUCUAUCAUGUCUCCCUACGAGGAUAGAUAUGUUGAUGUGAAGUUCAUAAGUGAAAUUUCUGGUUCUGUCUCUAUCUCUGUUGAAGAAGAUUUGCAGCUAUGGCGCCUCUUGUGUCUAGCAGUCGGAUUUCUGUUAUUAUUGCUGGCUCCAAUUGUCAGCAGUUGGGUUCCUUUUUAUUAUAGCACCUCAAUGGCUAUUGGUGUUUGCCUUGUUGUUAUAAUCCUUCUAUUCCAGGGAAUGAAAUUAUUGCCAACUGGAAGGAAAAAUUUCUUCUAUCUUUCCAUAUAUGGAUCAGUGCUUGGAGCUGGCACUUACGUUUUACAUCACAUUUCAAUGCUGGUAAAUUCCAUUCUCAUCAGCUAUGGGCUGAGUGAAGAAAUGCUCAAUCCAGCCUCUGUAUUUGUAUUAGUAGGGAUUGUUCUUGCAGGAGCUGCUUUAGGUUACUGGAUUGUGAGAAAAUUUGUAAUCUCAAAGGAUGGAAGUGUGGAUGCUGGUGUAGCCCAGUUUGUGAAAUGGGCAAUGCGCAUCAUUGCAACCACCAUUAUCAUGCAGAGCACCAUUGAUACUCCUUUAGCAAUGGUUACCUUGAUUUCUUUGUAUACUGUCUGCUUUCUUAUCAAUGCAUGGAGGCAGCGACAUCUAGUGCAUCAAUCAUAUUCUCGGGGUGGAAGGCCUUGGCUCCAACAGGGAAGAGAGGCAAUAGCAAAGCAUAAUCAUGCUGAAUUCCUUAGCAGGUCAAUGAAAAUGAGCCCUGGAAGGAAGAUGUGGAGUAGCUUAAAAAGCUCAUCUGCUUGGUCCCACUCUCCUGUAAAAGGUUUAUUACAACCUGUUACUUGUGCUGGGACAAGAGAUCAGCAGGUUUAUUUGUCAACCUUCCACAAGACGCAAAAACGAAAGAGGUUCACAAAAGAAGAGUGGGAGGAUUUUACAAGGGAAUCAACCCAGCAAGCUGUAGCAGAAUGGGCAUCAUCACCAGAAGUUGCUAAUUGGAUCAUUGAGAAUGCUGACCGAAUUCAACUCCUGCCAAGUGAUUGCAGUUCUGAAGAGACAGUGGAAAGUGAAUCAGACUCCACAAAUGAGACUGUUGGUGGGAGUGGCAAGCAAUUUAACUUGUUUAAUUGGUAGCAACCGGAGUUGAAAGACAGUAGCAAUCAGAGAUCUAAUUCAUUCGGAAUAUGGUGGGGAGCAGCAAAGAUUUUGGAACAUUACCCUCGUUUGUUACACCAUCAAGCAACGGCAGUGAGUCUUGCAGCAGUUUUUCCCGUCUCAUGUUUAGCUUGUUUCCAUAAUUAGCUGAUGUAAUUUCUCUCUCCUCCUGAAUAUUGACCGUACUGGAAGGUACCAACACUUCUCCACACAAACUUGGAAAGGGUUUGUAGAUUAUUGUUUUGAAGAAUGUAUAUUAAAAAGGAAAAAAUGCAGUCUCUAAUCCAUUGAAUUCCCGUUUUAUUUCAACGGAAGCUUGGUACAACAUCAGCAGGAAAAAUGGUUUUCAGAUUUGCUCUAGGAAUUGUCGGAGUUGAUUAGAGACUCCACGGUGGUUCUUGUUGGUCUUUGCUAGUUGAAGGGUACAACGGUGUAGAGCUGUACACGUGGUCGGUUUGGAAUUUUUUUCCUAAUAUGCCAUAUUAUUUAAUUUUUAUUUGUUGAGUUAGAAAUGGAA
Hevea brasiliensis (rubber tree) is the source of this 2157-nucleotide messenger RNA. RefSeq lists its product as uncharacterized. Bases 108 to 1619 code for a protein of 503 amino acids. The record is from RefSeq and is a predicted model, not a curated record. Lineage: Eukaryota; Viridiplantae; Streptophyta; Magnoliopsida; Malpighiales; Euphorbiaceae. The transcript is spliced from 10 exons.